Psilocybe cubensis is the source of this 654-nucleotide messenger RNA. RefSeq lists its product as uncharacterized. The transcript has 7 exons. Gene Ontology annotation, molecular function: sugar-phosphatase activity; beta-phosphoglucomutase activity. The record is from RefSeq and is a predicted model, not a curated record. Lineage: Eukaryota; Fungi; Basidiomycota; Agaricomycetes; Agaricales; Agrocybaceae. Bases 1 to 654 code for a protein of 217 amino acids.
AUGGAUGGGACGCUAAUCGAUUCCACCCCUGGCGUCCUGCGGGCCUGGCGAAUUUUCAGCGACGACUACAAACUGGGCGAUUCAGAGUCGGUGGCUCACGAAACACAUGGGCGUAGAUUGUAUGACACUUUGAAAGAGUACUGUGGGAUCACAGAUGAAGAAAGACUCCUUCAAGAGAUCGAUCGCUUCGAGGAGGAAGUCAUUGAAGGAGGGCCAAUGGCUUUGCCAGGUGCUAUUGACUUGCUUAGAAAGUUGAACUCUGAUCCAUCGACGAGCUCGAAAUGGACUAUAGUUACUUCAGCCUCGAAUAAAUAUGCACCCCGAGCCCUUGAACGAUCCGGGGUUCCUUUGCCUUCCGUUGGAAUCAUCACAUCCAACGACGUUUCGGAAGGAAAACCACAUCCUGCCCCGUAUCUUGCAGGUAGCUUGCGGUGUUCCAUUAACCCCGAAAAUUGUUUAGUUGUUGAAGACGCGAUAUCCGGUUUGAAAUCAGGUCGGGCAGCUGGUUGUCGCACACUGGCUGUAUGUACCUCAACGUUACGGAGCAAAAUUUUGGACUCUGGUGUGCAGCCUGACUUCAUUGUUAGCGACCUCACCAAGGUAUCAGUGGCCGUCGUUGAUAACAAACUGCAGGUCACCGUAGAUCAGAGCUAG